UGCUGGAGUUUUUCCACACCAACUUCCUGCUACAGGCUCUCAGCAGGCCUGGCUCUGCUGGAGCUCUCUUCCUAAUUUAGAGGAAUUCUUUCUUCCCUCUGUCCCCACAUGCUUUAUCAGUAGGACAAACUGUUGCAGUCAGUAACUUGAUACAAUCAGCUGGACUUUAACUCCCACCAAAUGCCAUUCAACCAAAUCAAAGCACUGCGUUGUACAACUGGAUUGAUCUGGAUGUAUUUUAUAGUUGAAUCGAAAACUGAAUAGCACUAAUAGUGAAUUCUGCAAGUCGAUGCAGUCUGCAGGGUUUCCUAGAUAGAAACUUCUUUAAAUCUUUGAACAAUUAAUUGAGCAUUAUGUAAUUUAGUAUCAAUUGAUACUAAAUUGAUAAUUAGUAUAAAUUUGAAUUGAAGUGAAAUUAUUAUUUUUUUGUUUUGUCUUGGGAUCAUAUUUGUUGUGAAUUGGCGCUAUAGAAAUAGCGCCAAUUUCUAUAGCGCCAAUUCAAUUCUAGAAUUGAAUUGAAUUGUGUGGUAAAUCAGAUUGGAAUAGCUGAACGAAUUUGAAAACUUGCACAUAUAUGUGAUUGAAGAUUAACUGUUUUUUUUUUGUUGUAAAGAGCCUUGAGAUCACAUUUGUUUGUUUAUUUCCUUAUUUAUUUAUUCCUGGCGCCAUGGAAAUAAACACAAUUUAAUCAAAUGAAUUAUUUUCUUAGUAAUUAUUAGAGCACGUGAUAGAUUAUAGACCUCUACAGAAAUAUUUUACUUACUUGUCCGAAGAGUUUGGGGAGACGCUUUGUGUGUGCGCGCGCGCGUGUGUGUGUUCCGAUCACAUGAACAUCUCCCAAUCGGAAUAUAAGUGCUUUGGUCUCCGCCCCCUCUCUGGCUGAAGCAUUCUCGGGAAUUAAACUGGAACCCCGCUGGUCACCGGUAUGUGAUUAAAAAGUCAACAUGAACAGAAACCUUACGGAAGCCUGUGGGAGACACUUAAAGACCAAUCUAGUCAGAUGAUGCUCAAAAUCAUAAAAGUACAAGUACAUAGAAAUAAUACUGGAAUAUUUCAUGUAAUAAAAUUUCUAUAUGUAUAAUAAUUAACCUUCAGCUUCAGGAUGCUCUUAGUGACUCAUUUUAUUGUGUAAAAACCUAAAACCAAAUGGAAGAGAUUCAGCUGCUGUCUGUUCCUCUUUACUCUCUCAGCCUCCUUAUUGCAGCCUGUUGCUCAUCCUGCAGCAAUCAUCGAUCUGCAGGUGAAAUAUACACUUUUUACCUUAUUUAUAUGUUGAAUCAUUAUAAUCAUUAUCAUCAAAUGUGAUUAUGUUUCUCUUCAGUUUUUUUCCUGGUCUCGUGUCGCGGUUCUUGUCCCCUCUUUCAUUUCUGCUCAUUAAAUCAGAGCAUCGCUGAACCAAUCAGAAGCCGUUCUGAAUCUUGGUGGACUGCAUCACGGUCUGGUCACCCAAUCAAAACAAAGACCCCCAGCUCCAUUCACACACGCUCACUCCCCACCCCACACUUCGGCUCUUCGUCUCCUCUCAAAGUUUGGUUCGCAGCUGAUGAAGAUGCUGAGCUGAUGAUCACUUUUGAUGGUCUCCUCCAGCCUGCCGGACUGACCAGAGCGGCUCCCGGACCUGAACCGGACCCGAACACAAACGGAACUUCGUCCUGCUUUCCUGGAGCAUUUGGGAUUUGGAUUCUGCCCGCUGACUGAGAUGGGCUUUGAGUCCAGAAAGAAAGUGAAGCUGUUUUAGUUGAAAUCUGGAGAUUGGCCCCCGCAGCCCCCGCAGCCCCAUCCCCAGUCCUCCCGGGCCUCCCUCCCUCAGAGGCGGUAAUGCUAGCGGUGGGUCAGAUGGACGGGUCCCGACAGAGCGCCUUCCUCCUCAGCACUCCACCUCUGGCAGCUCUGCACAGCAUGACCGAGAUGAAGACCCCCCUGUACCCGGCCUAUCCCCUCUCCACCUGUCCCAACUCCUCCACCUCUCCCGCCACCACAUCUCCCAACCCAGGCGGCAUGGCCGUGUCUUCCCCCGGGAUCAAGAGUUCCACCGGGCUGUCCUCGGGCCUCGGCUCCCCGCAGCAGUGCUCCUCUGCAACUCCGCACGGAAUUAACGACAUCCUCAACCGGCCGGUCGUCUCCUCAGCUGGCACCACGGCGGUCGUAGCUGCUGCAGCCGCCGCCGCCUCCUCAUCUGCUGGGAUUCUGUCAGGACUGCCCAGGUUCAGCAGCCUCAGCCCGCCGCCACCUCCCGGACUUUACUUCAGCCCCAGCGCGGCGGCUGUGGCCGUGGCCCGGUACCCGAAGCCGCUGGCAGACCUCCCGGGAAGGACGCCGAUCUUUUGGCCAGGAGUUAUGCAAAGUCCGCACUGGAGAGACGCCAGGUUCGCUUGUUCACCCCAUCAGAACUCAGUGCUACUGGACAAAGAUGGGAAAAGGAAGCACACUCGGCCCACUUUCUCUGGGCAGCAGAUCUUUGCGCUGGAAAAGACUUUUGAACAAACCAAAUAUCUGGCGGGGCCAGAGAGAGCGCGGCUGGCCUACUCUCUGGGGAUGACCGAGAGCCAAGUGAAGGUGUGGUUCCAGAACAGAAGGACCAAGUGGAGGAAGAAGCACGCAGCGGAAAUGGCCUCCGCGAAAAAGAAGCAGGACUCGGAGACGGAGCGGCUCAAAGGAACGUCGGACAACGAGGAGGAGGACGACGACUACAACAAACCUCUGGACCCGAACUCGGACGAUGAAAAGAUCACACAGCUGCUGAAAAAACACAAACCGGGCUCUGCGCUGCUGAUGCACACAUCUGAAAACGACAGCUCUUAAUUCACUUCUAUUUCCUGUUCCGAGGAGGAUCUGGCAGGACGAACUCAUGGAUUCGGUUCACUUUGUGAAUGUUUCUCUGCGUGGCUAAAGAGGAUACACACUUCCGGUUCACAGAGAAGACUUUAGCUGUAAAUAGAAGCGUGAGUUGUAUGAAUAGAAAUUGCUAUUGAAUCAUUGCUGUGAAUAAUUUAUGUGUAGUUUUUUUUUCUUAUUUGUUUUGUACAGAAACGAUUCUCCCAGAUCAGCGGUAAACACGUUUUUGUUUUGAUCUGACAGCAGAGGUAUUUUUUCUGUCUGUCCCUGAACGCCUCUUGAUCUGUCAGAUAAAACCGCAGCUGCACCUGAGGUCGCUCACACACACACACACACACACACCCCCACACCCCCCCACACACACACCCACACACACACACCCCACUGGUGAACCCUGUGAAGCUGUGGAAGCGGCCUGCAGCAGCUUCAUGUAAAGCACUUUUAUUUAAUAAAAACUCUAAAGUUGG
Molecule: messenger RNA, 3302 nt
Organism: Xiphophorus hellerii (green swordtail)
Lineage: Eukaryota; Metazoa; Chordata; Actinopteri; Cyprinodontiformes; Poeciliidae
Gene: nkx6-1
Product: NK6 homeobox 1
Exons: 3
Coding region: 1819-2802 (327 amino acids)
Biological process (GO): regulation of transcription by RNA polymerase II; cell differentiation
Cellular component (GO): nucleus
Molecular function (GO): RNA polymerase II cis-regulatory region sequence-specific DNA binding; DNA-binding transcription factor activity, RNA polymerase II-specific
Source: RefSeq, a predicted model, not a curated record